Molecule: messenger RNA, 3271 nt
Organism: Gadus macrocephalus (Pacific cod)
Lineage: Eukaryota; Metazoa; Chordata; Actinopteri; Gadiformes; Gadidae
Product: interleukin-1 receptor-associated kinase 3-like
Exons: 13
Coding region: 74-2125 (683 amino acids)
Biological process (GO): signal transduction; protein phosphorylation
Cellular component (GO): plasma membrane
Molecular function (GO): protein kinase activity; ATP binding; protein binding
Source: RefSeq, a predicted model, not a curated record
ACACACACUCACACACACCGCUACCGCUUCACUCUUUGCCGCGACGCUCGGCCUGACGAGACCGACGGACAAAAUGACCAGACCCAUGGACAAAAUGGACCGUACCACUUUCCUGUACAACGUACCGCCCAGCCUCAUCGAGCACUUGUGCAAAAUCAUCGACAGCGGAGACGACCAGUUCGGCUGGCGCGGAUUAGCCGCGCGCAUCGUGCCGAGCUGGCUCGAGGUGCGGCGCGCGGAGCGGCUCGAGGCGGCGGGCCGGAGCCCCGCGCGGGAGCUGCUGUGGACGUGGGCUCAGCAGAACCCGACCGUGGCGGACCUCGUCCGGGUGCUGGAGGACAUGGGACACCACUGGGCGCUGCAGCUUUUUGUCCAGCCAGGUGAAUCACUAUACUACGAUCAUUGCAGAAGGCCGACGGACGAUCUACCGGUGUCACGUGGGAACUUUUCACCGCCUGUAAAAUGCGAGGAAUCCGAUCAACUGGACGAGAGCUUUCUCCAUCAAGUGGGCCUGCUACGUUUCUCUCCCUGCUCCACCGGCUCGGAACCCGAGGGGGCCGAGGGACGCGCUCUCACCUACGACGACGUCGUCGGUGGAACCAAACACUUCCACCACGACUUGAAGAUCGCAGCGGGCAGUCUUUCAGACACAUACAAAGGCGCGUUGGGAACUGCAACGUUUGUUGUCAAGCGGUUUAAAACGGGGAAUGAUCCGUCGUGGAAAGAACGAUGGGAUUCAUUUACCAGAGACACAGAAGUGCAUCACUUGUUUCAGCAUCCAAACAUCUUAAAUCUGUUGGGCUGUUUCUUGGAGGACGGAAACCACUGUCUGGUCUACCCCUAUCUCGCCAACGGAUCUCUGCAUCAAAGACUACACGACCUGGUCAGUGACCACUUGAAGUUCCCCUUUCAGCAGCCGGCCCAACCCCUGUCCUGGCAGCAGCGUCUGUCCGUCAUCAAAGGGGCGGCCAAGGGGCUCCACCACCUGCACACGGCGCCGCUUCAACCCCUCAUCUGUGGUAACAUCACCAGCGCCCAUGUCCUGCUGGACCACGCCCUGCGGCCCCAGCUCUCCAACGUGGGCCUGUCCCGUCUGCGCCCGCCGCCCCCCCGCCAGACCACCGCCCUCAGCACCCAGAGUAUCCACGGCAACCUGGGUUACCUGCCCCCGGAGUUCAUCCGCCACGACGGGAAGCCGUCCUGCAGCCUGGACGUGUACAGCUUCGGCAUGGUCAUGAUGGAGACAAUCACAGGCCGCAAGGUGGUGGAGGAAUCACCGAAACGAUCACUCCUGAGGGACGUGCUGAGCGUGGAGCGGGAUGACAGCGGCGGCAGCGUGGACUCGUGCGUGCGCUUCCUGGACGGGGAGGCGGGGUCCUGGCCGUACCCAACCGCCUGCAGCCUGCUGCGCCUCGCUCUGGACUGCACCGCCGCGCGCCCCCGGAACCGGCCCUGCAUGGACACCGUGCUUCGGGAGUUGAGCCAGCUGCUGCCGGUGCCCAGCCUGCUGUCCCCGGCCCCCUCGCCGUUCAGCGCAGACGGCGGACGAGACCCCCACUACAGGGAGCCGGGUCUCCCCUUGACCUCCCACCCCCCCUCGACCCCACCCCCGCCGCCGCCACCUCCAUCGCCGCCGCCGCCGCCGCUCCAGUCCCACCCUCCGUCCGAAGACGGGUACGACGACGGCAGCUACGUGGCCUCCGGCCUCGGCCCGGACUCGGCCAAGCCGCUGCCCCGCGAGUUCAGCCAAUCGGAGCUGAUCUUCUGGAGCAGCUGUGAGGACGCCCCGGGGCGCCACGAGACGGGCGGCGACCUGAUGGCUCCGGCGCCGGGCCGGCUGACGGAGGCCGGGGUCGGGGCGGUGGAGGUGGAGGCGGCGGCGGUGGAUCUGUACAACAGCUGGCCCGUUCAGUGCAGCUGCCAGGCAGACUCUGGGGAGCUGGGCUGCGAGGACUGCAGGGCAAACGGGUUCACGCUGGAGCACUCGGACACGCCGCCAUUUUCGGAAGCGGCGUGCUACAGCUCGUGGAACGUCGUGGAGAACCCGGCCAAACAGACGCUCAGGGCCAAACUGGCACUGUACAACGAGGGUGUGCUGAACACGGAGGAACUGGUGUCUCUCUGAGGGCUUGGGGGGGGCCACCCUAUGUCCCUCACUUCCUGUUUCUCGGUACCUGACUUUCAAUGGCGUGUAAAAUGUUAAACUAAGUGUACGAUUUGGAUUUUUGUAUUUGAUGGGUCUAGUCUGGUUUUGCACACAAGUGUGUACACACACACACACACACACACACACACACACACACACACACACACACACACACACACACACACACACACACACACACACACACACACACACACACAUUAUGUUGCAUUAAUUCAUCUAACGUAAUGAAUUCAUCUACAAAUGUUACUCAACUUACACUGCCUUAUUUCGUUACUUAGUUAUUCUUAAAAAGGUGUUUUAGGUAUGCUUUAAGACCUAUUAUUUGAGGAUAUUAGGGUAGAAGCGGCGUGUGCCGGGAUGCUCUCAAUUUCAGUCCCAGGUCAAAUGACUGCAGAUCAUCUUUUACUAGUUCUCAUUCUGGAACUGUGUUUUUUUAUGUUGACUAUUGUUUUUUUAGUAAUUUAAAUACGUUUAUAAUAAAUAUUUGUACCUGCUUUACACAUGUGUGUGUAGCUUCCCAUGUGACCAGUAAUAAGUAAGGAAGUAACAUUAAUUCUUCCCGUAAACUAAGAUAAGGACCAAAAAGCACUAGGUGACGUGAACACGCGUAGCUUACGUUUACGUUCCAGAUAAAACAAUAAUUUAAGUAUGUUUGCUUAUGUGUGUGUUCAUGACUAGACCUCAGGUUUUAUGGCGCUUGACCGAAGUGUGACGACAGGAGUGUGAUUGUAAACAGUUGGCACUAAUGAGUCAUAGCGGGGAUAAAAUAGUGCACAUGUACGCAUGUGGGAAAACUGGACGAUUAUUUAAUCAUUUUGUUUCGUGAUAGUGAGCGUCGUUAUUGUUGUAGCUGAUGAUUGUUUGUUUCGAAGAUAGGCCCGUCAUUCAUGCAGGGGCCUGUACACCCUAUUUUUUAAAGCUGGUUCCUUUCAUUCUCAGCUCAGUAAAACCCCAAACUUUGCAUUGAAACAUUUUAUUAUUAUUAUUAUGCCUGCACAAUCUUGCCAAAAUAUUGGAUUACAAUAUCAAACGUAUUCAGAUUUUUUUUUCUUUUUUUAAUAAUUUUUGAUACAUAUAAAAUAACUAUAAAACAUCACUCUAUGA